Molecule: messenger RNA, 1625 nt
Organism: Naegleria gruberi
Lineage: Eukaryota; Heterolobosea; Eutetramitea; Acrasida; Naegleriidae
Exons: 3
Coding region: 1-1506 (501 amino acids)
Source: RefSeq, a predicted model, not a curated record
AUGGAAACAACAGCCUUGAACGUUAUUCUCAUAAUAUUUGGAGUACUGGGAGGAGUUUUCAGUAUUGUUUCAGCUAUUAUUUAUCUGUGCUACUUUAUGAGUAGUGAUGAUAGAGGAAAAGCUUGGUGUCCAAAAUUAGUUGUUAUUUUCGCUUUUGCUCUUGCUGUUUGUUCAGUGUUUUUACUUCCGUUGGAUGUGGCUAAUGCAAGACUAGAGGGAGAUCUUACCUACGCUUUCCAAAUCACAUGGCAAGUUUUCUAUGGAUUUGUUGCUGUAUUUGUGGUUUUGAUCCUCCCAUUCUUCAUCUUUUAUUAUGAAUCCGAAGACCCAGAAAAGAGCUUUUUACAUCAAAUCAAAUGGGGAAUUUGUGCUACAGUUGUAACUUUCAUUGUUGUUGCUACACUCACUUUGGUCAGUUACUGGUUUUUGGGUUAUGCUGAUAUUCCAUUUAAACAAUAUACAGCCACACAACCAGCCGAUACUUUAUAUGAUGCCUACUAUAGAGCAACGCCAACCUUUGCUGUUAACAAGACUUUAUCCAUCUUUGUCUCGAUUGUUAUUUACAUUAUUGCCGUAAUUCUCUUCCUCGGAUAUUUUGUCUUUAUUACUUGCAGUGGUUGUGGUAUGACAGCUCUUCCAGUUACUCUCAUUAAGGCUUUCAUCUUUAAACCAAAGAGAAUUAAGAGUUCUGAAUUUAUUGAGGCUAAGGCUAGACUUAUGAAACAAUCUAGAAGAUUGAUCGACAUCGGAACCAAACUUCAAGAAGCUCAAGAUGAAGGAAAGAUUACUCUUAAGGAUCGUAGAGUUUUGAACGAUUUCAAGAUUGCUGCCUACAGACUUGAAGAGGAAUGGAAGGUUAUACACACUAGUUUCUUCCAUGCUGGUGGUUCUGUUAUUUUACCAAUUAUUUAUCUCAUUUUGGGUAUUAUUUGUUGUUUGGUCUCACUCACUUGGAUUAUUCACUUGAUUGUUUAUUGGGCCAUCAUCUAUCCACCAAAUGGUAUGCUCAAUGUUGUUUUCAACUGGUUGGAUGAUUUGACAAUAGGUUUCCCAAUUUUGGGAGGUUUGAGUUUCUGGUUCUUUACAGUUUAUCUUAUUUUCACUGUUUUGGCUGGUAAUGCUGCCAUCACAAGUAGAAUUCCAUUGUUUGCUAUUCACCCAAUGAAGAAGGGUGAUACCAUGAUGAACUCACUCAUGUUUAACACUGGUUUAAUUUUGCUUUCCUCUGUAGUUGUUAACCAAUUUUCUCAAAGAGCAUUUAAUUCUUAUUCUAGGUCAACUGCCAUGGAUAUUAUUUUCAGUGGUGCUAUUACCAAUCUCAGAUAUAUCCAAUACUUCUUUUUUUAUCUGAUUUAUGCUUAUUUAGGUUGUUGUGUUAUUGGUUUCUUCUUGGCUCUUAUUUGUUGUAGAGAAAAGACAAAGAAUGAGAAACAAUUGGAAGAAGUCCUUUCAAGAAUUACUGACUAUGCUCCUGCUAGUGAUGAUGCAAUGAUGGACCAACAAUAAUUGGCCAUUUUCUUCUGAAGAAACGAUAACCAAAAGAUUGCAAUUUUUAACUUCCACAUUUGUAAAUUGUACAAAACAGUUUUGUUUUAAAAAUAAUAAAUUCUAAUUUGUAAAUAUUU